UAAAAACAGGAGACCCAGCCCAACUUUGGCUAGGUUUGAGGUUCCGGGGAGUUAGCGGAAAGAAACAUGGCCAAAUCUAUGCUGGGACAGGAUCCUGAGAGCACAGCCGCGGUCACUAUGUUAAAGCGGGCAGUGGAACUAGAUUCCGAGUCCAAGUACCAGCAGGCUUUGUUGUGCUACCAGGAGGGGAUCGACUUGCUCCUGCAGGUUCUCAGAGGCACUAAAGAUGAUACAAAAAGAUCUAAUCUCAGAAAAAGAAUUUCCCACUAUAUGGACAGAGCAGAAAACAUAAAGAAAUACUUGGAUCAAGAAAAAGAAGGCUUGUAUUUUGUAGAUGGAAAAUAUCACAAGCAAAUUAAAAUAGAAGAUAAUGCAACGGGUUUCAGUUAUGAAUCACUUUUUCAAGAAUACCUUAAUGAAACAGUUACAGAAGUUUGGAUAGAAGACCCUUAUAUUAGACAUACUCAUCAGCUGUAUAAUUUCCUUCGAUUUUGUGAGAUGCUUAUUAAAAGACCAUGUAAAGUAAAAACUAUUCAUCUUCUCACCUCUCUGGAUGAAGGCAGUGGGCAAUAUCAACAAAGUAGUGGCCUGAAAGAAAUAAAAGAGUCACUCAAUAAUCAUGGAGUGCUGUUGAAAUUAGAAUACUCUUCCUCAAUACAUGACCGAGAAAUUCGGUUUAACAAUGGGUGGAUAAUUAAGAUUGGAAGAGGACUUGAUUAUUUUAAGAAGCCACAGGGUCGUUAUUCCCUUGGAUAUUGUGAUUUUGAUUUAAGACCAUGUUAUGAAACAACAGUGGACAUUUUUCAUAACAAGCAUACCAAAAAGAUAUAAUGGUCAACCUAAUUUACAUUGUAGAUUACUAUUUUAAGUGAAUAUUAGAUUUUUUAUGUUGACAGAUCAUUCCUAUAAUGUAUGAAUUUAAUAAUAAACUUUUACAUUUCUA
Molecule: messenger RNA, 943 nt
Organism: Erinaceus europaeus (western European hedgehog)
Lineage: Eukaryota; Metazoa; Chordata; Mammalia; Eulipotyphla; Erinaceidae
Gene: MITD1
Product: microtubule interacting and trafficking domain containing 1
Exons: 7
Coding region: 67-831 (254 amino acids)
Biological process (GO): midbody abscission
Cellular component (GO): midbody
Source: RefSeq, a predicted model, not a curated record